Molecule: messenger RNA, 1954 nt
Organism: Coregonus sp. 'balchen'
Lineage: Eukaryota; Metazoa; Chordata; Actinopteri; Salmoniformes; Salmonidae
Source: the annotation of a GenBank genome assembly
GGGCUGGUGGGGGAGAAGUACGGCAGUAUCCGCGUGCCAGGGGAGGUGGAGGCUCCAGAGUUUGAGAUGAUCCUGGAUGCGGCGGUGGAAGCGGGGCUAGACACACACGUCCUGGAGGAGUGGUACUGCCGAGAUGAGAACGCCGUGCCGCCAGCCUACUACCUCAAAGCCAAAGCCCAGAUGUUGAAGAACUACCAAAACUCUGUAAGAUCUGAACCUUUCACGGCAUAUUCAACAGCAUUUAAGAAAUAUAUUAUGUUGGGGGAAAAUUAGCUAUGCUCAGACACAGUUGUUCUGGAAUGGCUGUGGCCAGGUUAUCUUGGAUCAAAGACUAAUUGAGUAGGUAGGUCUCACUGAGACUAACCCAAGAUACUGAAAUAUCCGUAUCAUUGUACAUUUUAGUCAUUUUAGCAGAUGCUAUAAUACAGAGCGACAGUUAGUGCAUUCAUCUUAAGAUAGCUUAGUGGGACAACCACAUCAGCAAAGUCAGUGCUAGUAGGAAAAAAAUAAAAAUAUGGACAGCCAAAACUUUGUUCAGUAUCAUAUUUACAUUGGAAAAGGGAGCUCUUCUGCUCUGUUUUAGUCUAAGCAAACUGUUAUGCUUGAACACAUGCCCUUCACAUUCACAAGCUUUUUAAAGCACCUGUAAUAUUGGCCAGUAAAAGUCACUUGGCAACAACUCUCUCAACACUUAUUUUUAUACAAAACUUUAAAACUUCAAGUUGCUUCCCCCAUUAGAAUGUGUUGUGCUGGUGGAAAGUUUGAGACCUAUAAAGAUUCGCCCUGCAUUUUCCUUAAAAGUUUGGUACUCUUAGUGUGAGUUGGCACUAGCAGUAAACAUGUCUGCGGCUAUCAAUGCAGCUGUCACAGUCCCCCAUUUAACUACAAUGCUAGGCUAGUUAGUUAAGUUAAGCAUUAUAAGUACGCUGUAGUGGGUAGCUAAACGUUUGUGCAUGCCUGUGUGACGGUCACCAUUGUAACUACAGUGCUAGCUUCUAGCGUGCUGUUUUGGCUCGCUAAACAUUAGGCGCUUGUGUCACUCAAUGCGGCACCUCCUCGAGGCUGGAGGGAAUUGAGAAAAACAUUAGGGUUGGAAUCUCAUUGACUUCCUCUCUCCAGCACAGGAGGUUGGUGGCACCUUAAUUGGGGAGGACGGGCUCGUGGUAAUGGCUGGAGCGGAAUCGGUGGAAUGGUAUCAAAUACAUCAAACGCAUGGUUUCCAUGGUGUUCGUUGCCAUUCCAUUCACUCCGUCCCAGCCGUUAUUAUGAGCCGUCCUCCCCUCAGCAGCCUCCACUGCUCUCCAAAGAUAUCUACCGUAGUUCUAUUGGACCCAAAAACAAUGACAAUAGGAUCAGCAGAUAUAGAUGACGUGUCCACUAUAGAAUGUCUCUAUGGUCCGGUUCAGCUUGUGGAGAUAAUGCACUAUGUUGCAUCGGUUGGGCCCAAACAACUUCAUCAGUUUCUACCGUUUACCAACUCAACUUUAAGGUCCUUUCCCUUUGCCGACAAAGUUGUAUAGGUCUCUGGCUUUGUUAAGACUGCCAUCUAAAAUCAAAAGCAUACCAAUUGAUCAAGCUACUUAUUAUUGUUUAAUCUACUCUGUAUGUUCCAUAAUGCAGAACUAUGUGCCAAUUUCAACAUUGAAAACUCCCUUUCGCUCCCUGUCUUCCACAGAUGGAAUCGAGCAGUGCAGCCAAGACGAAGAACGACAAGGCGUGGAGGAACGUGUCUGAGGAGAUCAAGAGGAUCUUCCGUAGGUCUGUCCUGCAGCUUCAGGAGAAGGGCACCAUGAAGCCUCCUCAAGCCAAGAAAUUUCUCUGCUCUGGUAUGAAGGCUACUCCUGUCUCCUUCUUCUUCUUCUUCUUCUUCUUCUUCUUCUUCUUCUUCUUCUUCUUCUUCUUCUUCUUCUUCUUCUUCUUCUUCUUCUUCUUCUUCUAUGGUGUUGCACCAUGA